This is a messenger RNA of Spodoptera litura, 1138 nucleotides long. Its product is annotated as 23 kDa integral membrane protein. The record is from RefSeq and is a predicted model, not a curated record. NCBI's taxonomy places the organism in Eukaryota, Metazoa, Arthropoda, Insecta, Lepidoptera, Noctuidae. Gene Ontology annotation, cellular component: membrane.
UCAUUUUUUAGUAUACUUAUCCGAUUCGGUUGAUGUCUACAUGUGUUCAGGUUUUGAAAAGUUUUCAAGUUCGUAAAAAUGACUUUCAAUUUCGAUUUUAAAGUUCCCAAAGUUUUGAAGUCUGUGAAAUAUUCGUUAGCGGCUGUAAAUGGAGUGUUUUUGCUGACAGGCUUCGUGCUGAUCAUCGUGGGUAUAACAGCAUUGGUGUCAUUCUCCCAGUAUGAACCACUUAUCACUCAAAGGUUCUUCAAUGUACCAAGCUUCGUGAUAUCUACCGGCGUCAUCAUUAUUCUGGGAUCAGCUCUUGGAUUCUACAGCGCUAUAUCGCAAAAGUUUUACUUCGUUGCUGGGUAUGUGGUGCUACUCCUGGUGGUCCUGAUCUUCGAAGUCUCCAUGAUUAUCACUGCCUUCAACCUCACGAAACACGUGCUGACUGAGAUCCGACCGGUAAUGGCUCAGUCCCGAUUGACGUAUGGAACAAAUAUCAACGUCAAUAUGCUUUGGGAUAAUCUUCAAAUGGAUUUCAAAUGCUGCGGUGUCGGAGGACCAGGAGAUUACCAGCUAACUCAGAUCCCAAUCUCAUGCUGCUACAUAGAGUACGGCACAAUAUCUCCCUUCGAAUGUGGAAGCAAUGCGUACUCGGAUGGGUGUGCGGUUCCUCUCGCAGAAUGGCUGUCCUUCAAGACUAACGUCAUAGCUGUAACUGCUGUCGUCCUCUGUUGUAUUCAGGUACUGCUUUCGCUAAUGGGCGGCUACUUGGCUUACAGAUCGAAGUUUGAAGUUGUCGAGUUGGAGUCUUAAUUAAGUUAGCUAAUUUACGUAAGGAUUAGAUUUUAAGAGCUACGUUUAUUAUACAGUGCCUUCUAACGACAGCUAAUUAUAGUUAUAAUCUAAAAUAUUCGAGACAAAAUGGAAUUGGUCUAAUGAUUCAAAUACUUUAUAAGGCCUCAAUUGCAUUUCUGUGAUCGUUUUCGGUACAUAUUUCAUUGUGAUUUCAAACAAUAGAUUGAUUGUACAGUAGAUACCUGCCUAUGUAUUGUGUUGAAAAUCUUUUCAUACUUACCUACUUGUAAAUUAUUAUGUUUUCGGCUUACUCACGUAGUAAUUCGACGAGGAGCUCGACUAGUUUCAAGCCAUG